Molecule: messenger RNA, 3168 nt
Organism: Diospyros lotus (date-plum)
Lineage: Eukaryota; Viridiplantae; Streptophyta; Magnoliopsida; Ericales; Ebenaceae
Exons: 4
Coding region: 1-3168 (1055 amino acids)
Source: RefSeq, a predicted model, not a curated record
AUGGAGCUGAAUAAGAGUUGGAUUAACAUAUCAAACAGGCUAGAUCCUCGAUACGAACAAGGAAUUCAGGAGUUUAUUCAGUUUGCCUAUAGACAUAAGUCUCCUGGGGCAAGCAUAUAUUGUCCGUGUAUUAAAUGUGUUAACAGAUAUUUUCAUAAACGAGAUGUUGUGGAGGAACAUCUCAUUUUGAAUGGGUUUGACACUAAUUACAUAAUAUGGACGGUUCAUGGAGAGUUAUAUGUGCCUCGUCAUAGUCGAGAAGAAUUUCAAGAUCAAGAAUGUAAUAUUGGAGAUGAUAUGGUGGGAAUGAUACAUGAUGCACAUGGAGUUCCCAUAAACAAUGCUGGAAGUAGUGAAAAAGCUACGAGAUUCUAUGAAUUGUUGGAGAAGGCAGAAACAGAGUUAUGGCCUGGUUGUAAGAACUUCACGACAUUAUCAUUUAUUGUUCGUUUACAACACUUGAAGGUAUUGGGUGGGUUGUCGGAUAAAAUAUUUGAUAUGUUGCUUGAGUUGUUGAAUGAGGCAUUUCCAGAAGGAGUGUCAUUGCCACGAUCGUAUCGGGAGGCUAAGAAAUUGAGUGAGGAUUUAGGUUUUAAGUACUAUAAGUACGAUGCAUGCCCUAACAAUUGUAUGCUCUUUUGGAAAGAUGCAUCAAAGUUGGAUAAAUGUACUUUUUGUGGAGAGUCAAGGUAUAAAGAAUACGAGGUGCACGUGGACGACGAUAUAACGAAGAUGAAAAAAGUCGCUUCUAAACAAGUACGACACUUUCCUUUGAUUUCGAGACUGCAAAGAUUGUUUAUGUCUAACAAAACAGCAUCGUUAAUGAGGUGGCAUGAAGAAGGUAGAACAAAGGAUGGUAUAAUGAGGCACCCUGCUGAUUCAUUAGCUUGGCAAUCUUUUGAUGAACAACAUCCAAAAUUCGCUGAAGAUAGUCGCAAUGUUAGACUUGGGUUGGCUUCUGAUGGGUUUAAUCCGUUUCGAACAAUGACCAUUAGCUAUAGCAUUUGGCCAGUUGUGUUAAUGCCAUAUAAUCUACCGCCUUGGUUAUGUAUGAAACAACCUUACUUCAUCUUGUCUUUAUUGAUUGAUGGACCUCGUGCACCAGGAGACAAUAUUGAUGUGUUUCUGCAACCGUUGAUUCAAGAGUUACAAGAAUUAUGGAACGAAGGGAUAGAAACUUAUGAUGCUUCAAGAAAAGAAAUGUUUCACAUGCAUGCAACAUUGUUGUGGACGAUUAAUGAUUUUCCUGCGUAUGCUAAUUUAUCUGGAUGGAGUACUCGAGGAAGAGUUGCUUGUCCUUGUUGCAUGAAAGAGACAGAGUCCAAAUGGUUAAAACAUGGUGGUAAGUUUUGUUAUAUGGGUCACCGUAGAUUCUUGGAGGACAUGAGUCAUCAUUUUCGGUUAGACAAGAAGAAUUUUGAUGGAACUAUUGAAAACCGUGUUGCUCCUCCUCAGUUAUCUGGCUACGAUGUAUUCAAAGAUGUUGAAUUUGUUAAGAAGAUGUAUGGAAACCGUGAGAAUUCUGGCGCUAGUGUUGGGAGAGGAAUGGGUGGUUGGAAAAAACAUAGUAUAUUCUUUGAGCUUCCAUAUUGGCAAGACAAUUUGAUCCGACAUAAUCUCGACGUCAUGCACAUUGAGAAAAAUGUUUGUGACAACAUAAUUUGGACGUUAUUAAAUGUUUCAGGUAAAUCAAAGGACAACUUGAAAGCACGUCUUGAUUUGAAAGAACUAGGGAUAAGAAAAAAGUUGCAUCCUGAAGAUCGUUUAGGUGGGAAGAAGUAUUUACCUCCUACAUCUUUCACGUUGAAUCGAGAACAAAAACAUAUAUUUUUGAAAGUAUUGAAAAGUAUAAAAUCACCUGAUGGAUUCUCAUCAAACAUAUCACGUCGUGUCCAACUCAAAGAACACAUAAUGAGUGGACUUAAGAGCCAUGACAAUCAUGUUUUGAUGCAACAUUUGCUUCCAUUGGCAAUUAGGAAGGUGUUCAAGAGAAAGUAUGUCAGUAAAACUUUGAUUGAAUUAUGCAAUUACUUUAAACAGUCGUGUUCUAAAAACAUUACAGUAGACGAGUGUAACCAAUUGAGGUCACGCAUUAUAUUGGUGCUUUGUCACCUCGAGAAAAUAUUUCUACCGAGCUUCUUCAAUAUAAUGGAGCAUUUAGUUGUUCACCUGCCUGACGAAGUCCAAAUUGCGGGACCGGUAAUGUUUCGGUGGAUGUAUCCAGUUGAGAGGUUCUUAUUGACAUUGAAAAAGUAUGUAAGGACUAGAAGUCAUCCAGAAGGAUCUAUUGCUGAAGGUUACUUGGCAGAAGAGUGUUUGACUUUUUGUGCAAGGACACACUUACAAUCCAUUAGAUUGGAAAGAAGAUGUGCUAGCAAUCGUGAAAUUACACAAAAACACCAUGAAAACUUCCCAUCAUGGUUUCAAAAACAUGUUUAUGAAUUGCAAGUAAGUGGUCACAAUGUACCCAAUGAAGUGAAAACAUUAGCUGCUGGGCCUCACUCAUGGGCAUGGAAGUAUUCUGGAUACAUCGUAAAUGGAUUCAAAUUCCACACGAGGCGUCGAGAAAGGAGAAGAAUGACUCAAAACAGUGGAGUAUUACUAAAUGCAAAUACUGAAAGUUAUGCUAGUUCAAAAGAUAAACGUCCUAUCAGUGGUGAUGUUACCUUUUAUGGAGUCUUAACAGAUGUUGUUGAGAUACGAUACUCUAACGAAUUCAAAUUUGUUUUGUUUAAGUGUGAUUGGGUUGACAAUAACAGAGGGAUGAAGGUUGACAGUUUGAAUUUCAUAACUGUAAAUUUUAAUUGUUUAAUGUAUCAAGAGAAUAAACCAACAGACGAACCUUUUAUACUUGCAACUCAAGCAUCACAAGUGUGGUAUGUGGCUGAUCCUCUUAAUGAAGAAUGGAACGUUGUCAUGAAGAUGACACCUAGAGAUUUGUAUAACAUGGGUAAAAGAAAUGUGGUAGGGAGCUGUGACGAGGAAGAUGCUUUAAUUAGUAAUCAUGUUGAAAUCAACAAUGAUCAGUCCUUACAUGCAGAGUUAGGAGAAUCUGAUGAAGACUACUCUUCUGGAGAAUCUGAUGAGGAUGGUAUGCUAGUCGAUAUAUUAGAUGAUGACGACAAUUCCAUUCCUUAUACUGCACACAGUGAUGAUAAUGAUUUCUAA